UUGUCGUGUAAUAUCUUUUCUCUUCAAAGUUAAGAAUUUGCGUGAGGUCGUCGGUAGGAGGUGUGCGCCUGUGUGGACAGGUGGGCAGUGAUCAGGCCAGGUGGCCGCCAUCUUGGAUUUCAUGGAGAGUUCCCCCAGUGGACGUAGCACGAUUUUCUUCUGAUUUUGGACAUUUCUAACUACAGAAAACGGGUAACCUGCCCCCAUGAGUCAGCUACUGGAAAAGUUGACAAUGCCGGCGCCGGCUAAGCUGCGCGACCUGAUCCGGCAGAUCCGAUCGGUCCGCACCCAGGCCGAGGAGAGGGCUGUGAUUGAGAAGGAGUGUGCGAGUAUCCGUGGCAUGUUCCGAGACGAGGACAACACCUAUCGCUGCCGUAAUGUGGCCAAGCUACUGUACAUCCACAUGCUGGGCUAUCCUGCACAUUUUGGACAGCUGGAAUGCUUGAAGUUGAUCGCGUCCCCCAGAUUCACAGACAAGCGGAUUGGUUACCUUGGUGCAGCUCUCCUGCUGGAUGAGAGACAGGAUGUUCACCUGUUGGUCACCAACAGUCUCAAGAAUGACUUGAACCACAACACCCAGUUUGUGGUGGGGCUGGCGCUCGGCACCCUGGGAAAUAUCUGCUCUGUCGAGAUGAGCAGGGACUUGGCAGGAGAAGUGGAGAAACUCCUCAAGUCGUCCAAUGCUUACAUCAAGAAGAAGGCUGCUCUAUGUGCAGUUCGCAUCAUAAGGAAGGUUCCAGAAUUGAUGGAGAUGUUCUUACCAGCCACAAAGAACCUGCUGAAUGAGAAAAAUCAUGGUGUCCUGCUGACAGCGGUGUGUCUGAUCACAGAGAUGUGUGACAAGAGCCCAGAUGCUCUGGCUCACUUUAGGAAGCAGAAUAAGAUGGUCCCACAACUGGUGCGAAUCCUGAAGAACCUUAUCAUGGCAGGGUACUCUCCAGAACAUGAUGUGUCCGGAGUCAGCGAUCCAUUCUUACAAGUGAGGAUAUUGCGGUUGCUGAGGCUUCUGGGAAAAAAUGACAGUGAUGCAAGUGAAGCCAUGAAUGAUAUUUUGGCACAGGUUGCCACCAACACAGAGACAACAAAGAAUGUUGGGAAUUCAAUCCUGUAUGAAACAGUACUCACUAUCAUGGACAUCAAAUCAGAGAGUGGGCUUAGGGUUCUAGCUGUAAAUAUUUUGGGAAGAUUCCUGUUGAACAAUGACAAGAACAUAAGAUAUGUAGCCUUGAACUCCUUGUUGAAGACAGUGCAGACAGAUUUGAAUGCUGUCCAGAGGCACAGAAGCACAAUAGUGGAUUGUCUGAAGGACCCUGACAUCUCCAUUAGAAAACGAGCAAUGGAGUUGAGCUUUGCACUGGUGAACAGCAACAAUGUACGAGGGAUGAUGAAAGAGCUUAUCUUCUUCUUGGAGAAGGCUGACCCCAUCUUUAAAGUAGACUGUACUUCCAACAUCUGCAUAGCUGCCGACAAAUAUGCUCCCAACAAAAGGUGGCACAUAGACACUAUGUUGAAAGUUUUGUCAACGGCUGGUAGCUAUGUGAGAGAUGAUGUGAUUGCACACAUGAUCUCCCUAGUGUCGGAGGCCUCUUCACUACAGGCCUACACAGUACAGCACCUCUUCAGGGCUAUCCAGGAGGACAUCACACAGCAACCCCUGGUCCAGGUGGCCUCCUGGUGUGUUGGAGAGUAUGGAGAUCUCCUCAUGUCAGGGCAGGUGGAGGAGGAAGAGCCUCUUCAGGUGACAGAAGAUGAGGUUUUAGACACACUGGAGAAAAUCAUGAACAGUUCUGGUUCGUCAGCUGUCACAAAAUCCUUCACACUGACUGCAGUGAUGAAGCUCAGCACACGCUUUACACAGACAAUACCCCGAAUCCAAGCCUUAAUGGAUCAGUUUGGCAGCAGCGUGGACAUGGAGUUACAGCAACGAUCUGUAGAAUUUGCCAAACUCUUCAAGUCUUAUGAUCAUAUGAGGUCUGGUCUACUUGAGAGAAUGCCACCACUAGAUGCCAAGGUAGGAAGUAAAGGAGAGGGAGAAGCAAACACAAAUGGAGAGACCACGGCAGUUUCACCUCCUGCUAGCCCUGCUGUCAAACAGGAAGAGGGUAAUGCAUUGCUGGACUUGUUAGGAGGAGGGCCAAGUCCUGCCCCAGUCAUCCCACAAGUGGAGAAGCCUGCAGCACCACCUGCAGCCAGUAACGACCUGCUGGGAGAUCUGCUGGGCUUGGACCUGUCCUCACCUGCUGCAGGUCCAGCUCCCAUGGUGCCUGGCAUGAGCGCUCCCCAGCCCCAGGUGGACAUGUUAGGAGGCCUGAUGGACGGGGUCACUCCACAACCAGCCGUGCAAAUGUCUGCCAACAAUCUAGGGAUCCCGUCACUAAUAGCAUAUGAAAAGAAUGGGCUCAAGAUCGAGUUCAGCUUCCAGAAGGACAACAGCAAUGCUAACGUAGUUAUCAUCACGCUGACGGCCACCAACAGCACGGAUACACCCAUGGAUGAGUUUGUGUUCCAGGCUGCAGUUCCAAAGACAUUCCAGCUUCAGCUCCAGUCCCCAUCUGGUAGUGUGGUCCCCGCAUCCAACAUGGGAGUGGUCACACAGGUCAUCAAGAUCCUCAACCCACAGAAAGCACCAAUCAGGAUGAGAAUAAAGUUGACGUACAACUACAAGGGAAACAAUGUCAACGACAUGGGAGAAGUGAACAGCUUUCCAGCGGCUCUGUGGCAAUGACCCUAGCCUUACUGUAGUGUAUUAGUACUGUGCUGGUAUGGGUGGUAGACAUACUGACACAGUACAUGUGUAUUGUUAGUUUGUUAACAUGCUUAUAGACUCUGCACUCAAUCAGAGUUUUGCCAUGCAUUGUCUGGACUUUCAAGCGCGGCAGACUCCAGGGAAAAGGCCUUCAGUGAUUAUCUUCUCUUAGAAAUUGUAUAAAAUUUGUACAGAGGAAAAUUGUUGGUGCCGAGGAGCAUUCAGAUGAUAUGGUGUAGAGGUUAAUGAAAAUCCCUUAGCAUUUGGAUGAUGUAUUGAUGAUUAGUGCGGGAGGACACUGUGCAAUGGAGCAUAUUAACAGGCUAACAGGAGUCUGUCACCAUAGUCCAUAGAUAAGUCAUUAGUAUGCAAAGUCCAAUAGGCCUUUAAAGAUCAACUCGAAUUGUGAAUAAUAUGUGAUCCAUAUAUUAACCUUCUUGCAAAAAAAUAUGUGCUUGGUUCCAUCUUAUCUUAGAAGUUACUUUUCUCUAUCAUAUGUUUUGCCCCAUCCUUCAGUUUUGCAAACAUGGCAUAGGAUUGCUUACAGGUUGUCAUCUGUAAACUCAACAGAUAUGACCUCUGCUGGAUGUCUUUCCAAUCGAAAAAUAACUCAAUUUCAGGACUGCAACAAGUUAGGAAAAUCCUGCCACAUCCUUUCCUUUGGCUACAGUAGUGGGAUGAUGCCAAAUUGGAAUAAUUAUGGUCCUGGAAGCAGUGACAAUUGUUUCAUGAUAUUUUAAGAAAAGCAAAAAGAUGAUAAGUUUGAUGUACAGCAUUUAUAACAGCACAAGAAUUUCACUGGUGAUCGAAAAGAAAAACUUGACCAGUGUAUGUGGUCAAUCAAAAAUUUUGAUAGCAACUGCUCAGUUUCUGUAAAUAUCUGUUGAACAUUUGAUGCAAAGAAACUUGAAAGGCUUAGUUUGUGUAAUGUGUAUCCCUUGCUACAUGUACUUGUAUUGUUAGUUUCUAUACAUCUAAUCAAGAUGAGCAAAAUCAUUUAAAGGGAGAGCCACGUGUAUUAUAUCAUCUAGCUCCUGUGUUCCAGUCCUUUGUUACCUAGUGCUACAUGUAGAAUACACUUUGCUGUAGCAUACACACGUGCUGAAAUAUUCUAAUCAAAAGCCACAAGGUAAUAUGAUAGAGGGAAGGAACUACUGUAAAAAAAAAGGAUAUAAAAUUACUGAACAAAAUUCUUGAGCUUCACAAAAAGCAAAAUUAUAUAUAGGAAUAUUUCUAACAUCUGAUACUUCGUGUCAAUGACAGCAGAAAGUAGGGUUUAAAGGGUUUGAUUUAUACUUCUGCAGCAAAGUGCUCCCUUGUUGUCUGCCUGGCAUUUCAGUUGUGUACUGUCCUGUGUAUGGUGAGGAGUUAGCAAUGUCCGAGUCCUGAUGUACAUGUAGCUGUGCUGGGGACACGCCCGUCAUGGUGGGGAGGACCUAUUUUCUGUAUGUACCAAUGAAUUCAGAUAAUAGAAACAAAUUUGUAGCCAUUUCAAAUAAGCUACAAUUAAAAUGAAUAUCAUGAAGAU
Messenger RNA from Branchiostoma floridae (Florida lancelet), 4274 nucleotides. Its product is annotated as AP-1 complex subunit gamma-1-like. Lineage: Eukaryota; Metazoa; Chordata; Leptocardii; Amphioxiformes; Branchiostomatidae. Gene Ontology annotation, biological process: receptor-mediated endocytosis; Golgi to vacuole transport; intracellular protein transport. Gene Ontology annotation, molecular function: clathrin-cargo adaptor activity. Gene Ontology annotation, cellular component: Golgi apparatus; membrane coat; AP-1 adaptor complex. The record is from RefSeq and is a predicted model, not a curated record.